AUGGGGCUUAUGAAUGUUCACAAAGAAAAGGAAAAUGCCAGUUACAAUCUAGUGGGUUUGAUGUAUACUGCUGAUGAGAUCUCUGUUACCCGGUACUGUUCUUCUAACUGCUACACCUUGAGAGAUUUGGAGAAAAUGAACUUCAAUCUGUCCAGUUCACUGAUAGACGCGAGUUUCAUUUUGACUGUUGACGGUUUGGCUUCUCUUGAACUGCCGUCAUUCUUCAGCAGUGGCCUUAGUGGCAACCUACCUGAAUAUCUGUCGAACAGCAAUUUAUCAGGGACACUGCCAGUGCAAUUGAUCAAUGGAAGCUCCCACUUGGGGACUCUCAAUCUAGCAAAUAAUAACUUGCAAGGAGAGAUUAUUUUUCCCAAUGUCUUUGCUGCUACAGGAUUAAGAUUGCUUCGAUUGGACCACAAUAAGUUUUAUGGGGACAUCCCUGUUAUGUCAUCUAUUGUGAGUCUGAUGGUAAUGGAUCUUGGCAAUAACUUUUUCUCUGGCAAGAUUGCAAGAUGGAUUUGCGACUUGACAAGCUUAGCGGCAGUUAACUUGGCCAAUAAUCAGUUGCAAGGUUGCUUGUCGCAACUUGAAUUCUUGGACCUCUCGGAGAACAAUCUUUCCAGCGCUAUAACAUUGUGCCUUAGCUGUGGCUCCAUCAUGCAUGCUUUAUCUAACAGCUCAAAUUUGGUCGCACUGGACCUUAGCAAUAGUAACUUCUAUGGAGUUAGCCCUGGUGUCGGGAACCAUCCUAGCUUGAGCAUUCUUCUUCUCAGAGCUAACCAGUUCAGUGGCACAUUUCCAGACCAAUUGUGCAGCUUGAGACAGUUGAGUAUGAUCGAUCUUUCUGUAAACAACCCUUCUGGCCAUUUACCUAGUUGCUUAGAUCAAAUGAACUUCGCAGAAGAAGUGUUCGGUAAGGUAGAUACAGCGCCUUAUUGCAUUGAAGAAACAGUCACUGAAUGGUCAUCUUCCUCAUAUUUCACGAAAAACACAAGCAGUGAAUUUGAUUAUUACGAUGUUCAUGUGCAGAACCAAUGGCUCAAAGGAAUCCAACCCUAG
Molecule: messenger RNA, 1059 nt
Organism: Rhodamnia argentea
Lineage: Eukaryota; Viridiplantae; Streptophyta; Magnoliopsida; Myrtales; Myrtaceae
Product: receptor-like protein 13
Exons: 4
Coding region: 1-1059 (352 amino acids)
Source: RefSeq, a predicted model, not a curated record